This is a messenger RNA of Cucurbita moschata (crookneck pumpkin), 417 nucleotides long. RefSeq lists its product as uncharacterized. The transcript has a single exon. The record is from RefSeq and is a predicted model, not a curated record. NCBI's taxonomy places the organism in Eukaryota, Viridiplantae, Streptophyta, Magnoliopsida, Cucurbitales, Cucurbitaceae. Bases 1 to 417 code for a protein of 138 amino acids.
AUGGGGAAAUCGGAAUCGGCGAAAGAAUGCAAGCGGCACCAAAAUCACAACCAGUUGCCCGGAAUCUGCCCAUCCUGUCUCCGGGAAAGGCUUCAACAAUUACAGCAAUCAUCAAUUUCUUAUGCCGAUUCUCGUUCAACCUCUUCCUCUUCUUUUCUUAAGUCCUCGGAAUCUUUCUUCUCCGGCAACACCUCAUGGCGGCGCCGACAUACUAGGAACGCCUCCGAGCUGUUUACUGGGUCGAUGGCGGCGGAUUUGUUUGGAGACAAGGUGAAGAAGAGCAGCUCUAUUCGGAUCUCUGCCGAUGGCGGCGGCGGAAAGAAGAAAGUUGGGUUUUGGUCCAGGUUUUUGGUCCGCCCCAAAGCUCUGUAUUUUCAUUCCCACCCCAAAGUUUCUUCUAGGGAAAUUUUGGGUUGA